Messenger RNA from Orycteropus afer afer, 2648 nucleotides. RefSeq names its product TLR4 interactor with leucine rich repeats (gene TRIL). NCBI's taxonomy places the organism in Eukaryota, Metazoa, Chordata, Mammalia, Tubulidentata, Orycteropodidae. Gene Ontology annotation, molecular function: protein binding. The record is from RefSeq and is a predicted model, not a curated record.
CGCCCUGCGUUGCCUGACUUGGCCAAGCAAACCCCGUCUUGCAGACCCAGUCUAGCUACCGGACAAAGGGCGGAGGAGGGGCCGGACGGAGCAGCGGAGUCCGAAAGAGGCCAUUUAGUGACUCUGGCCAGGCCAAGGGGAAUGCGGAGGAGACACAGAGCCGGCGGGCCAAGAGGACGAUCCGGUCGCAGCACGCAGGGCGGGCGGCGAUGGAGGCUGCCCGCGCCGUGCGCUUCCUACUCAUGGUGUGCGGCUGCCUUGCGCUCCCGCCCUGGACCGAGCCCGUGUGCCCCGAGCGCUGUGACUGCCAGCACCCUCAGCACCUCCUGUGCACUAACAGGGGGCUCCGCGCGGUGCCUAAGACCAGCUCGCUGCCGAGCCCCCAAGAAGUGCUCACCUACAGCCUCGGAGGCAACUUCAUAACCAACAUCACGGCCUUCGACUUCCACCGCCUGGGACAGCUCCGACGGCUGGACCUGCAGUACAAUCAGAUCCGCUCUCUACACCCCAAGACCUUCGAGAAGCUCUCACGGCUGGAGGAGCUCUACCUGGGGAACAACCUCCUGCAGGCGAUCGCCCCUGGCACGCUGGCCCCGCUGCGGAAGCUGCGCAUCCUCUAUGCCAACGGGAACGAGAUAGGCCGCUUAAAUCGCGGUUCCUUCGAGGGCUUGGAGAGCCUGGUCAAGCUGCGGCUGGACGGGAACGCCCUGGGGGCGCUGCCGGACGCCGUCUUCGCCCCCUUGGGCAACCUGCUCUACCUUCAUCUAGAAUCCAACCGGAUCCGUUUUCUGGGCAAAAACGCCUUCGCCCAUCUGGGCAAGCUGCGCUUCCUCAAUCUCUCUGCCAACGAGCUACAGCCGUCUCUGCGCCACGCAGCCACCUUCGCACCGCUCCGCUCCCUGUCGACCCUCAUCCUUUCCGCCAACAGCUUGCAGCACCUUGGCCCGCGCGUCUUCCAGCACCUGCCGCGCCUUGGCCUACUCUCUCUCAGGAGCAACCAGCUCUCACAGCUCGCUCCGGAGACCUUCUGGGGUUUGGAGGCCCUGCGCGAGCUGCGCCUGGAGGGCAACAGGCUGAAUCAGCUGCCUGUGACACUGCUGGAGCCGCUGCAUAGCCUGGAGGCACUGGACCUGAGCAGCAACGAGCUGUCCGCGCUGCACCCCGCCACGUUUGGCCACCUUGGCCGGUUGCGCGAGCUCAGCCUGCGCAACAACGCGCUCAGCGCCCUCUCCGGGGACAUCUUCGCGGCUAGCCCAGCUCUCUACCGGCUGGAUCUAGACGGCAACGGCUGGACCUGCGACUGCCGGCUGCGAGGCCUGAAGCGCUGGAUGGGAAACUGGCACUCGCAGGGCCGGCUUCUCACGGUCUUUGUGCAGUGUCGCCACCCCCCGGCCCUUCGGGGCAAGUACCUGGAUUACCUGGACGACCAACAGCUACAGAACGGGUCCUGCGCAGAUCCGUCGCCCUCACCUUACCCGACCCCCGACAGUAGGCGGUGGCCCUUGCCCACAGUAGCCGAGGAGGAGAUGGCGCCCCCUGCAGACAGUCUUGUUGAGGAGUUGUCGCCGCAGCCGCAGCUGCAGCAGCGGGAACGAUUUCCGCCUGGGGUGGCCUGGGAUGGGGUCGUCAGGGAGCUCAUCAGCAACCGCAGUGUACUGAGGUUGAGCCGACGGGGCCCCGGCCUUCAGCAGCUGGGUCCCUCCGCCGCCGCUGCUGCGGACCCGCCGCCACCCCUGCUGGACUUCUACGAGAAGCCCGAGCAGGGACGCCCGACCCGGAGCGAUCCAGCAUUCGCUGAGCCUACCCCGACGGCGGCGUCUGGCUUUGCUCCUUCUCCAGCCGGCGACCCCUGGCAGCGUGCAGCGAAGCAGAGCUUGGCCGCGGAGCAGCAGGAACGUGCUGUCCAAUCCUACAGCAGGGUUGGCUUGCCUCCUCUGGUGUCUGAUCCGUGCGACUUCAACAAGUUCAUCCUGUGCAACCUGACAGUGGAGGCGGUGGGCGCCAACAGCGCCUCUGUGCGCUGGGCUGUGCGCGAGCACCGCAGCCCCCGGCCGCUGGGCGGCGCGCGCUUCCGCCUGCUCUUCGACCGCUUUGGCCAGCAGCCCAAGUUCCACCGCUUCGUCUACCUACCCGAGCACAGCGACUCGGCCACGCUGCGUGAGCUGCGCGGAGACACCCCCUACCUGGUGUGCGUGGAAGGCGUGCUUGGGGGCCGGGUCUGCCCCGUGGCUCCCCGGGACCACUGUGCAGGGCUGGUCACCUUGCCGGAACCAGGGAGCCACAGUAGCGUCGACUACCAGCUGUUGACCUUGGUCCUGUUGGCUGUCAAUGCGCUGCUGGUGCUUCUGGCCUUGGCGGCCUGGGCGUCGCGCUGGUUGCGGAGGAAGCUGCGGGCCAGGCGAAAGGGCGGGACCCCGGUCCACGUUCGCCACAUGUACUCAACUCGACGGCCUCUGCGCUCCAUGGGCACUGGUGUGUCUGCAGACUUCGCGGGAUUCCAGUCGCAUCGGCCUCGCACUACAGUGUGUGCUCUCAGUGAGGCAGAUCUCAUCGAGUUCCCGUGCGACCGCUUCAUGGAUAGCUCAGGCGGCGGCACAGGCGGCAGCUUGAGACGGGAGGACCAUCUUCUGCAGCGAUUUGCAGAUUAG